AUGGUUACACCACCUGUUUUUGACCUGCUAGUGCAGGUCCAGCAGUGUGAGCUCGGUUUGGUUCACCGAAGGGAACGGGUUGGUUCUGCGGUGGAAACGGUUUGGUUCGCCGGUGGGAACGGGUUUCGUUCUCUGUUCGCGUUAGUUGGUGGGAACGGUUUCGCCGGUGGGAAAGGGUGGGUUCGCUGGCUGUUGAAUAUGUCUUCCCAUACCCAGGAGUCUAGGUCGAACACUCGGAUUGAUGAAGCAGCACUUGAUUCCUCUGCAUUUCAGGGUCCUCAGCAUGUUGUUAAAGUAAUGGUUGAAGGAGGGGAAGGAGAUGUACAUGUCUCUGUUGAUGAGGAACAAGGGACUGAUGAAGAACAGGAAAGUGGAGAUGAACAAGGGACUGAUUCUGAUGAAGAAGAAUGUGAAAAAGAGUCUAAAAAUGGGGUUGAAGAACAAAAUGUUGAUGUGAAGCCGCCAACUGAGAUUGCUAUCAAUGGUUUAGAAGAUUUGGGGAUUGUAAAUUUCAAACAACUAUCUGUCAAUGACAUAGUCACCUAUCACUUUCCGGAUCGUGAGGUUGCUUACUUGUUCUACAGUUGGGAGGGUAAAAGGAAAGAGAAAGCUGAGCCAGAGGUUGAUGGUCAUGCUGGUGAAAAGAGAAAGCGUUUUCCGAAAAAGUCCACAAGAUGUGAUUGUAAGGCUUAUUGUCAGGUCCAUGUUCAUAAGGAUAACAAGCGUUGGCAUGUUAGAUCUGUUUGUGAUGAUCAUAAUCAUGUACUUGUUGAAGAAAAAUUGAUUGGAUUGGUACCUACUCAUAGGAGAAUGAAUGAGGCUGACAUUACUCAAUUGAGUAGCUUUAGGAAGUCAAGCAUUACAACUCCACAGGCUUAUGGUGUGUUUGCCAACCAGAUGGGUGGAUAUCAAAAUGUUUCAUUUGGACCUAGACAAAUGUACAAUGAAAAAUUUAAAAAGAAGAAGGUGGAAGUAUGUGAUGCUAGAGGUGUGAUCGGUUUCUUACGUAAUUUGAAGGAAAAGGAUCUUGACUUGAUGUGGAAACACACCUCUAAUGAGGAAGGAAGGUUGGACAAGUUGUUUUGGAGUGAUGGAAUCAGCCGGGACAACUAUUUAUUGUUUGGGGAUGUGUUGGCAUUUGAUGCCACAUACAAGAAAAACAAGUACAAGCGGUCACUUGUGCUUUUCUCUGGAGCUAAUCAUCACAAUCAGACAAUUAUCUUUGCUGCAGCUUUAGUUUCUGAUGAGAAAGAGGAGACAUAUGUUUGGUUGCUUCACAAUUUGUUAGAUGCAAUGCGGGGGAAAACACCGGUAUCAGUAAUCACAGAUGGAGAUCUGGCAAUGAAAAAUGCAAUUAAAAGUGUGUUUCCAAAUGCGCAUCACAGGUUAUGUGCUUGGCAUCUUCUUUGGAAUGCAGUAAGCAAUGUUUCAGAACCCAAGUUUGUUCAAAUGUUUUCAAGAUGCAUGCUUUGGGAUCUUGAAAUUAUGGAGAUUGAGGACAGGUGGGCUCAAAUGGUUAUUGAAUGUGGGUGUGAAGACAAUGUUUGGGUUCAGGAUUUGUAUGAGCGGAGGAAGAUGUGGGCUGUUGCAUAUAUGCGGGGUGAAUUCUUUGCGGGCUUUCGUACAACCUCUCGGGUUGAGGGAUUACAUGCCCCAGCUGGGAAGUUUGUAGACUCAUGGAACAAUUUGACUGAUUUUAUGCACAACUUCUUUCGAUAUAUGAGUUAUCAGCGACAAAGGGAACUUGAAGCAGAUUUUGCAUCAAUGCACGGUGACCAUGUGCCGCAAACACAAUUGAAGAGGCUUGAAAAGUCAGCUUCCAACCAUUACACGAACAACAUUUUCAGGCUUGUCUCUAAGGGUGUUCACCGGUGUUUGAUGCUAAAGGUUAGUCUUUUCAAGGAGACUUCAACUUGCAUCAUUUACUUUGUUGAAAGGUUUUCUUUGUCCAGUAGGAGAUGGAAUGUGACUAUGUGCAAAACAACCAGUGAGUUCAAGUGCUCUUGUAUGAGGAUGGAAUCAUAUGGCAUUCCAUGCAAUCAUAUUCUUGUUGUUUGUAGAUAUCUAGACCUGCCUGGAAUUCCCUCAUCAUUAAUUAUGGGGAGAUGGACCAAGGAUUCAAAAGAGGGGCUUGAGCUGCGUGGGGAACAAUUGGGUGCAUGGGACCCCAUGGAUCUAUGUAGAUUUACAGUAUUGAGGGAAAACUGUAGGCGAAUGUGUAAAGCAGCAUGUAGAGCACCGGAAACAUUCCGGGACACAAAUGAACCGGUUCUAAAGCAAGCAAGGAAGUUGGAGAAAUUGGAGAAAGGUGAUGGAGUGAAACAAAUUGUACAUGUGGUGGCCAAUGAUGCUGAUCAAUACUUGCGUGACCCACUCAAACCCAUCAAAAGGCGCAUUGGUGGUGCCUCUAGAGGUAGUGGACCGGGGAGGCGUACUUCCCACUGUGUUCUUUGCAGCGGGGCAGGACAUAAUCGGAAAACAUGUCUACGGGCUACACAGUGA
Lotus japonicus is the source of this 2502-nucleotide messenger RNA. Its product is annotated as protein FAR1-RELATED SEQUENCE 5-like. Gene Ontology annotation, molecular function: zinc ion binding. Bases 1 to 2502 code for a protein of 833 amino acids. The transcript has 4 exons. Gene Ontology annotation, biological process: regulation of DNA-templated transcription. NCBI's taxonomy places the organism in Eukaryota, Viridiplantae, Streptophyta, Magnoliopsida, Fabales, Fabaceae. The record is from RefSeq and is a predicted model, not a curated record.